AUGAAUGAACAAAAUGAAGCAAUGAAUGAUUUACAAGAUUCAACAGCUUUAGUUUCUCGAAGUAUUGCGUCAGCAAUUGCAGGACUUCAAUUGACAAAUACAACACAAAUCGGUUCAUUCUUUUCUAUUUCACAUUGUGCAAAUAAUGUUUCCAGAUUAUUAUCAUUACAAACAGGAGGAAUCGAAGUUUUGUCAUCACGACCUUUGUUGAUGAAAAGAGCGCAAAGAGCUUAUCUUAGAACAAUCACAAAAAUGUUCGAUUUAGUUGAAUUUACAAGCGAAGAAAACAUAUCAAAACUUGAAAAGAAUAAAUUAAAUUUAAUUAAAUCAUGUUUCAUUCCUUAUCGAACAUUGGUUACUGCAAUCUCAUGUAGAUGCGAAUACAGAGUUCCUAAGAUCUAUUAUCAAGUAAUAUCAGGAAGAUUCAAUGAUUUUGAUAAAGAAAUCAACGAAAUCAAGAAGUUUUGUGAUGUUUUGAUUUCAUCUACAGGAGAUUUAGAAUCAGCAGAUAAGAUGAAAGAAGUUUUCAACAGUUUAUGCAUUCAAUUCAAAGAAACAUCAGAAAAACUUACCAAUAAAGAUGAGAUUAUAUCAAUCACAAGUACAAUUACUCAAUUCACUCUUUCUUCAUCUUCAUUGUUGAAUGCAUUAGUUCAUGUUGAAAACUUCUUUGAAACAUCAUCAACUGGUGAUUUUUCAUCUGCAUCUUUGCUUCCUUCAAUAUUUGAGAUGCCGGAUGUUUCUAAACAAUCUAAGUCAAUAGAAAAAGAUAUGAAGAAAUACGAAGACAAUCAUAACAUAACAUCAAAAGCUUUGCAAGAUAUCAAUGUUUCCAAAUCAAGAAAUGAAUCUCUUGCUAAGUCAAUAUCAGAUUUAUGCAGAAAACAAUCGUCAAAUCUUGAAUCUGCUCUUUGCGUUUCUUAUCAUUUAAAUAAUUUCUCAGGAGUUAGCCAGAUAACGUCAACAUGCCAAGAUAUUGUUAUACAAAUGAAUGUUUUGCUUAAAAACAUUCGAAUGAAAUUCCUAAACAUCGAAUGUACUCGAACAAAUGAAUCUAUCAUUCAUUCCAUCAAAAAACUUGUUGAUGAUUUAUUUGAAAAGACUAAAUCAUCUUAUCAAAAGUUCCUUUCUUCCGAGAAAUUAAGGAAGAAACAACUAGCAUCAUUUACUAAAGUCAUUUCUCCUCUUGAAGAAUCGCUUGCUAAUCUAACUAAACUUAGAAGUGAAAUUGAUAAAUUACCUAAUGGUCAAACAAAAGUUUAUUCAACAAAACUCUAUGAUAUUUCAACAAAUUAUCUCGAUGGACUUGUUAAAGUCAUGAAAAUAUCAAGAGACCAUCCAUCGAAAACAGUUGAACCAUCAUCACUUAAUGAUUUUUCUUCAGCUUCAUGCCAAGCAGCGCAAUCUUCUGCAACAGCAAUUGAAGACAUUAUUUCGAAGAAAGGUGGCUCAGAGGAUAGAGUCAUUAAUACAAUGAGUCUUUUUGUUCAGCUUAAUGAUCAAGUUCGAUCUAUCAAAUGCGCUGAAGAAUUAAAACUUGUAGAUGUUGUAUCUGCCACGACAAAACUUAGUCAAUUAGUUAUCGACAGUGCAAAAGCAGCACGUGAUGUCAAGCUUGCAGCCAAGAAGAAGAAAGAUGGAAAAGGCUCAAGUCUGAAGAGUAAAACAGAAUCUGAAGAAAUUGGAGAUAUAUCAGAGGAAAGCAUUUCUAGGAGACUGAUUUUGGAGUCAAGAGUUCUCAAAGCUCAUUAUAUACAUGACUAUUUACAAAAGAAACUUUCCCAAAUCAAAUGA
Messenger RNA from Trichomonas vaginalis G3, 1794 nucleotides. RefSeq lists its product as uncharacterized. Bases 1 to 1794 code for a protein of 597 amino acids. NCBI's taxonomy places the organism in Eukaryota, Parabasalia, Trichomonadida, Trichomonadidae. The record is from RefSeq and is a predicted model, not a curated record. The transcript has a single exon.